Molecule: messenger RNA, 807 nt
Organism: Parascedosporium putredinis
Lineage: Eukaryota; Fungi; Ascomycota; Sordariomycetes; Microascales; Microascaceae
Source: the annotation of a GenBank genome assembly
AUGGCUGACGACACGGGCUUGGCCCUGCUGCCAAAAGACCUCUUAGAGCUCCAGCUCGGCCAGAUAGACCUGCUCAUGGCCAUAAGGCAGCAUACCGAAAUUGACGAGCAGGCACGUCUCCUGACGCUGGACCUAGAGGUGGAGGACGCGGUUGGGGAACCGAAACCGCUGACUCUUACCCUAUCCGUUCCCAUGGUGGCGGAAUUGCCGGUGACCGACCCGCCUGCGGUCAAGACGAGGGUACACCAACCAGCCUGGAUGAGUAAGAGCGAGGCAGCCCAAAUGACCGCCCAGCUUCCGGACGAAGAUAUUCUUUCCGUCAUCGAACACGUAAAAGACGAGGCAUCCCAGCACCUCGCCAGAUUGGCAGAGAAAGCAGCGGCACGCAACGCGGGAACGACCGAAGAGCCGAUAGUCCGCGCUUGGUUUUAUUUCCCGUCGAUCAGCACGCGCGAGAAGCGAGACGACUUGGUGAACCAUUCCAGCUCCUACGGCUUGACGGGCUUCUUGCUCGCCGGCAAGCCCGGAAUAUUAUGCCUCGAGGGAGGAUCGGAGGCGAUUGACGACUUCAUGAAGUUUAUCAAAACGGAGAGCUGGGGCGACAUCCCGCCCCAGCACAAGAAAGUGAGUGAACGUUACAGGGAGCGGUCGGUGGAUUUGGUGCGCGCCUUUAGAGACAUGCAGGAGAUUACGGAUAUGGUUGGCGAAAAGCGCGGGGAGAGGGCGAACCGGAGCGACAUGAGAGCCUUGAAAGCAUGGCUCGACGAGCGAGGGCUAGGAGAGGCUUUGGAGAAGAUCUUGAUGUAA